Helicoverpa armigera (cotton bollworm) is the source of this 5306-nucleotide messenger RNA. Its product is annotated as zinc finger protein OZF. The transcript is spliced from 4 exons. The record is from RefSeq and is a predicted model, not a curated record. The coding region runs from base 137 to 1534 and encodes 465 amino acids. NCBI's taxonomy places the organism in Eukaryota, Metazoa, Arthropoda, Insecta, Lepidoptera, Noctuidae.
AUUUAUGUUAUGGCCCGCUGUCAAAGUACAUUUUCAUGAAAGAGUUGAAUUUAUUGCCGAUUUUGCGAUUUCGCGUGAAAAUCUUCGCAUUUUUGUGAAAAUGUGUUAUUAGUUUCCGUUUUAAGUUCACAUAACAAUGGCUUUUGAGUGCGUUAUUGUAAAAGAAGAGCCGAAUUUAAAGGAAGACGUUGAUAAUGAGGUUUCUUCUGAAACCGCUAGUCAAAAUGGGGCCGAAGCCGAAAAAAAUAUUAUUAAAGUAGAAAUCGAAGUUGAAGCACCGGCUGUAAGAAUAAAACCAGAGCCACUCGACCCUCAACCUUCCUCACCUCGUUCUCCACCAUCAGACUCCUCGUGGCACGCGCCAUGCCAGGAGGGGACAACUGUCCCAGCUGCUGAAGAAGUCACCAAUAUCCUGCCUGAGAAGUACAUACAGGUCUCUAUAAAGGAAGAGGUGGAUUCUGAUGACUUGCCGGAGGAAGUGCCCUCAGAGGAUCCACCUUCAGAUGACCUGAACAUCGAGAGCUUCAAGAGGAACGAAAAUAAUGAAUUCUACACCAACGCACCAACCGGACCAGGCUACGUCUGCCAAAUUUGCAAAAAAACUUUCGCUAACCAAGGCAACGUGCAGCGCCAUCUACUCAUACACACGAGAGAAACUCUCAAAUGUGAUCUCUGUGACGCCGAGUUUCUCAACCAGAUGAGAUUGGACCGACACAAGUUCAACCGACACACGAUACCAACCGCCCGUCUAUACCCUUGCGAUGUCUGCCAAAAAUCAUUUAAAUCCUCCUCUAAUUUAAUGCAACAUAAAAAAGUUCAUUUAACAGAAAAACCUUAUAAAUGUCCUCUAUGUAAUAAAAGCUUUUCGUUCAAAACUAAUUUGAAAAAACAUCAAGGAAAAAGUCGAUGUAAAAUACAGACAGAUGAGCCUCUAGUAUGUCAUGUUUGUCACAAGAUAUUCGAAAAGGAAUAUCUAUUGAAAUCUCAUUUGAGGAAACAUGAUAACGACAGGCCGUUUUCUUGCGAACAAUGUCCUACUACUUUUAAGCAUAAAAGCACUUUAAUACGACAUAUGCAGCUUCAUAAUGGGGUGCGUCCAUUUUCGUGCCCUGUUUGUGAUAAAACUUUUACCAGUUCCGGUCUUUUAAAGCCUCAUAUGCGAGUGCAUACGGGCGAGAAACCUUAUACUUGUCAACUUUGUGACAAAACUUUCGCUCAUAAGCACAACAUGCAACGUCAUAUGCUCGGCCAUGAUAAAGUAAAACACACAGUUUGCGAAAUUUGUCAUAAGAAAUUUCCUAGAGAGAGUAGAUUAAAAUAUCAUAUGAAGACGCAUGUUAAUGAGAAGUAUUUCCGUUGUCAUGUAUGUCCUAAACGGUUUUCUCAUAAACAGAAUGUUUUGAGGCAUUAUACGAGGAAACAUCCGGGGCAGACUUAUACUUGUACCGAUACUGAUGCGUCGGUCGCUAUGAAGGUAUGGGAUACCUUCAAAAGUAAAUAUGGUGAAGAAGAGGCGGAAGAAAUAUUAGGUUGAAGUAAUUAGUUAUUUAAUGCUGUUAAAUUCUUAUGACCAGUUACACAUGUCUCUGAGAGCUAUCAGGAAUCUGGCAGAUAAACUGUUAACUUUUUGAUUUAUAGGUCAUCCUCUGAGCCUUUUUCCCAACGCGAAAAGGCUCAGAAAAGGGAAACUGGUUAUGAAUGUUGUUAAAUAUAGCGCCCUCUAGUAGUUUGCUUGUAAGUUAAUGGCUGCGCCAUUUUUAAUGAUGUUAAUGUUAUUGCCAGUAGCAUUUUUGUUUCUUUUUUUUGUAUGAGUGAGAUAGAAUGAUACUGUUAGGGUGCGAUUUGAAUGCUGGCUGCCGAUCGCCUAUUCCGCGACUGCAUGAAGUCGGCCGCAACUGCACUACUGGUUUGUAUGUAUUUACAUGAAACCGUUUUGUGUCGAAGCGGCAGCAGCACGUGCAGUCUCGCUCAGAUCAUCAUCUCCCGAGCCUUCUUCCCAACUAUGUUGGGGUCGGCUUCCAGUCUGACCGGAUACAGCUGAGUACCAGUGUUUUUUGUGUGUGAGUACCAGACGCUGCCAGAUAUCGACUGAUUUUUAUGCAGUCGCUGCAAAUGCGGUCGGCAGUUGCAGUCGGCAGCUAGCAUUCAAAACGUACCUUUACUGUUAUUGACAGUAGCAUUUUUUUAAAUGAUAGUAUGUGUACUGUUAUCCUUGUUUUUUUUUCAAAGAAACUAUAUUAGUUUUAACUAUUUAUACUAUGAUGUUUUGGUGUAUAGGCUUUUUGUAAAAGUACGCCAUCUAUCGGUAGAAAUUUUAACAUUAUUUAUUGAAAUGAAUUUGUUUUUACUUUUGUAUUAUAUAAACAAAUAUAUUAUCUAGUUUUAAACAAAAUAUUGAUAAGUACACGUUUAUAAGAUUUUAAAGCUGUUUUUACCUAAGAGAAGUACAUAAAUAUCUAAAUAUAAUAAGAUUUUCUACAUUUAAUUCAAUAUAAUUAUGUUUAAAAAGCGCUCUUCGUCCUCUCCUCUAAAAACUAACUUUGCUGUGCCCGACAGGGUCCAUAAUUGUUUCUUUUAAUUUUACCCACCAGCCUGUACACAUUAUGGAAUGCAAUAAAGUUAUUGAGUAUUGAGUAUUGAGUAAAUCUAAUUUUAAAAAAUUGUCUUAGCUUGUGAAUAUAUUAUAGAGUAUUUAAUAUUUUUAGCCAAAUUACUUGUAAGGGCAAAAUAAUCCCUACACUAAUAUUGAAAAAAAUAAGUUUUUUUUGAGUAGUUUAAGUUUAAUUGUUUUUAUAUCGAAAACUAACCUUCUUACCACAAAAACUUUUAAACGUCUGUUGAACACUUGUCUAAAAUGAUGAUAAGGUCCAUUUUGCAGCCACAAUUUUUUUAGACAAGUGUUUUAAGUUUUUGUAGUAAGGCUGUAACUGUCUAGUUUUUGUAAAUGGCAUUUUUUUACUAAAAUAAUUUAUUUGCCCGCAGUAUUUUGUACACAGUUCCUAAACUAGCAUUAAUUAUAUAUUUAAUUAAUAAGUAAUAUUUCCUUUCGAAUAUAGUGGUGCCAAGUUAUAUUCUAAGUAGGUACAUAAAUAUUUUUCAAAAUUAACUAUCGAUGUUAAAAGUAUAGUGUGCACUGUAUUUCUUCCCUACUUUAAUGUAAUUGGCACAAGUUAGGUAUAAUAGUCGAAUAUACAUAUUUAGGCCAAAAAUAUAUUAUAUAGGGUGACUGGUAAUUAGUGACCGAUUCUUGAACACAUGUUUUUUUUAUUCUUUUUAGUUUAAUAAAAAAAAAAUAGCGUUUUUAGUACUUUAACCGUCAGUUGCACAAAGGUCCGUUAAAGUUAAAGCUUCUUUAAAUCUAUUGCUGACUCUUUCUUUGUCAACAAGAUAGAAAGUGUCAGCGAUCGAUUUAAUGAAGCUUUAACUUUAAUGGAACUUUGUGCAACUGACGGUAAGAGGGGUAUAUCUAUAAAUCCCGACGUGCUAGUGCAACUUUAUGUUCUGGACUUUUAAUACGUAUCAAGUAUACUACAAUAAAUUAUAUAUUUCACCUUUAUAACAAAAAAAAAAUAUUGAUAAAAUGUAGACCAGUUACCAGUCACCCUAUGUAAAAAUAAUUGUUAUAUAAACCAUCUAUUAACAUUUUAAGUCUUCAAAGUUAAAGCAUUUACUAAAUAUAAAAAAAAGUAGUUUAAGAUCUCAUAAAAAACAACUAUUUAAAGUUACAAAUUGUCUUUUUAAUUGUAAAAAUAAUAAUUUAACCUACAUUGUGUAGUUAAUGAAAUAACUGUUUUAUGUAAGUAGUUCAUUACAUAUAUUAACGGCAGUUUCCAAUAUUCUAUGUAUUUUGGGUUUUGCUUAGUAGAGAUGGGCAUUCUGUUUCGGAUGACACAUUAAACUGUAGGUCCUUGUCAUUGAACAUCCUUGACAGUCGUUACGGCUAGUCAGAAGCCAGUAAGUCUGACGCCAGUCUAAUCAAGGGGUAUCGGGUUGCUCGGGUAACUGGGUUGAGGGGUUCAGACAGCAGUCGCUUCUUGUUAAGCACUGGUACUCAGCUACAUCCGGUUAGACUGGAAGCCGACCCCAAUAUGGUUGGGAAAAGGCUCGGGAGAUGAUGAAGUAAUGUCAAAUUCCUAUCUCCAGUGAGAAAAUCAACAGAUAGAAUAUAGGAAACGGCCGUUAAUGUGUCUCUGAUAUUAAAUGUAUAUGUAUUAUAGUUAUUGAACAUUAAAAUACGUGUCAGAUUAACUUGUUUUUUCAUUUAUAACUCUCUCGGGAACUCCUUCAUUUACGUGGACAAAGUAAUGAUGAUGAUGUCCUCCUAUCCGAUUAUCGGCGGCUGUUCCCAUAUAAGGAGAUCAGCCAGCUGCGCAGGACAUAUUAUAGUGCAGGCACAUUUGCUUGGACACAGGUGCACUCACUAUUCCUUCACUCUCAUAGAGCGAUGGGACGACAAUCCGACACCACCGGAGAGAGAUCACAAGCAGGACCGACAUUAACGUGCUCUCGAAUGCACGGGUGUAUCAAUCACCAACUUCCAGACUGGGCUUUUGGGCUACUUUGUGAAAGAUUCUUAAAACCCAUAGUACACAUAUCCUCGCCUGUGACCAUUUUAGAAAUAUGUACCUAGUAUCAAAAAUCUCGCAUACUUAUGUAAAGCUAAAAUUCGGAUUUUGUAAGUUUUUAAGGUGAGAUAAAUAAAAAUAACAGUAAAAUAUAUAUAUUUAUGAUCAUAUCACAUAACGCUUUACAAUAAAUUAAUUAAUUCAGUUGUUUUUGGAUCGUUUCUAAAAUUACAAACGUUUUUGUAAAAUUUGUGAUUUUUGCAAACUUUUUAUCGGCCGAUAGUUUGUUUGGGCUCAUAAAUCAGUAUGAAGAUGAAUGAUAGUACGCACAUUGCAAAGAUGAGGUAUUUAGCCGGUAUCAGACCGACUGAAAACUUUGAUUGGAAUCAAGAUUUUCUUUAAAAAAAAUUGUCAACCAUUGGGUCAACUGUCGGCCGACAAUAACAUUAUUUUAUAUGAAUUCUAAAUAAUACAAAAGCAGUAUUAAGCACAAAAAAAUAUAAAAACAUAACCCUUCUUGGCGCAGUCGAGUAAAAGGAAAUACAAGUUCGCUUGCAACUUUCUACAGUAAUUUUCUUUGAAAGAUAAAAAGCUUUGUUUCUGUCUAUUUCCAUACAUAUGUAUCAUAAUUAUUUAUAUGUAUUUACACUCCCUAUCAACUUAAAUAUAUUUGUGAGUACAUACAUUUAAUGUUGAAUUCUACACACACAUCAAAUAUUCAUAUUUUGUUCAAAUGUAAUU